Pararge aegeria (speckled wood butterfly) is the source of this 1802-nucleotide messenger RNA. RefSeq names its product eukaryotic translation initiation factor 3 subunit L (gene eIF3l). Gene Ontology annotation, molecular function: protein binding; translation initiation factor activity. The record is from RefSeq and is a predicted model, not a curated record. Bases 113 to 1741 code for a protein of 542 amino acids. Gene Ontology annotation, biological process: translational initiation. Lineage: Eukaryota; Metazoa; Arthropoda; Insecta; Lepidoptera; Nymphalidae. Gene Ontology annotation, cellular component: cytoplasm; eukaryotic translation initiation factor 3 complex. The transcript has 10 exons.
GAAACAACCUCCUUAGUCUGUGUCAUAACCUAAAACAGUCAAAUCUAAAUAAGAGGAAUUUUGCCAACAAAACUGUUUAAACUUAUGUACUUCUUCGUCAAUAAAUUGUAAAAUGUAUUCUAGUGAUGAUUAUAAUGAGGGUGGAUAUGAGUCUUACGGAGACUACGAGCCCCACACAGGAGACCCUCAAUAUGAUUUGGAAUACGACAGGUCCUACUACCAAAUGCCUGAAAUGGUUAAGAAGUUCUUGGUGUAUUUCCGGAAUAUGAUCACCGAAGGAAUGACAUUUGAAAUCCUGAACCUUUAUGAAAACACUUUCCCUAAGCUCACAGAGCAAUAUUUUGAGAAUACACCAUGGCCUGAUGAAAAAGAGGUUGCACCUGUUGUGGACAGUGAUCAUGUUUUCAUGAUCCUCUACAAAGAACUGUAUUUCCGUGAUAUCUACGCUCGUGUACCAGGUGGUCCAAAGCCUGAACAAAGGUUCCUCUCAUUCUAUAACUACUGUGACCUGUUCAACUACAUCCUAUCUGCAGAGACCCCCGUUCCCCUGGAAUUACCUGACCAGUGGUUGUGGGAGCUUAUUGAUGAAUUUGUUUAUCAAUUCCAGUCAUUUGCUCAGUAUAGGUCACGCACUUCCAAACUGAGUCAAGCUGAGAUUGAGGCACUAAACUCAGAGAACAAAGCAUGGGAUGUGCUUUGUAUUCUUAAUGUGCUUCAUUCUCUUGUGGAUAAGUCUAAUAUCAAGAAGCAACUUGAGGUGUACGCCGCUGGCGGCGAUCCAGAUUCCGUUGCGGGCGAGUUUGGACGCCACUCUCUCUACAAGAUGCUGGGCUACUUUUCACUAGUGGGCCUUCUGCGCCUGCACUCACUCUUAGGGGACUACUAUCAGGCCAUUAAGGUACUGGAGAACAUUGAGCUGCACAAGAAAUCUCAGUACUCCCACGUGCCAGCGUGUCAGAUCUCCACAUCCUACUAUGUAGGUUUCGCGUACAUGAUGAUGCGCCGGUACGCGGACGCCAUACGCACGCUAUCAUCAGCCCUGCUGUACAUGCAACGCACCAAGCAACUGUUCUCGUCGCGCUCGUACCAGAACGAUCAAAUCAACAAGCAAACUGAGCAGAUGUACCACCUCCUUGCCAUCUGCUUGGUGCUCCAUCCUCAAUGUGUAGACGAGUCUAUUCAGCAGGUACUGCGUGAAAAGAACUACCACGAGAAGAUGUUCAAGAUGCAAUACGGAGACCUGGGAGAGUUCGAGAGUUGCUUCACAUUCGCCUGCCCCAAGUUCCUGUCGCCAUGCCCACCGCCCAUUGAACCGGGUUCCAACUACGGCCGCGACGCUGUUAAGCAUCAGACGCAGGUGUUCAUGGACGAGGUCCGUCAGCAGAAGAUGCUGCCAACAAUCCGUUCGUACCUGAAGCUCUACACAACCCUCCCGCUGGCCAAGCUCGCGGCCUUCAUGUCGGCGGCCCGCGGCGGGGAGCGGGACGCGGUUCGCGAGCACGCGGCCCUCGCCAUACAUCUGCUGUGCUUCAAGCACAAGAUGAAAAACGUCGUGUGGUCCAAAGGGCCCAGCGGACUGGACGGCAGGUUCCAGAGCGGCUCAGAGUUGGACUUCUACAUUGACAAUGACAUGAUACACAUUGCUGAUACCAAGGUGGCUCAUCGCUAUGGUGAUUUCUUCAUCCGCAAGCUACUCAAGUUCGAAGAGUUGAACCGAAAGUUGCACCACAUCAAAAUAUAAAUGUCGCAAAGUAUUAUUAAGCAACACAUUUAUGCAACAAAUAAAUAAAAUUAAAAAAUUC